GAGAAUGAAAUCUAUACGUAAACGAGAAGACGAAAGACAAAAGAGAUAUGAUAUUGUGAGAUACAUUAGAGAGCAUGGAUCAACGCAAAGAGAUUCAAAAAUUUGUCAAACGUCACCUCACACAAUAAACGAGCGAAAAAAAAGGAACACUCUGCCAUAUCAAGAAACGGAAGCUUUUAAAAGUCUUUUAAAAGAAUAUAAAGAGAAAGCAAAACGAGAUGAAGAAUUAACACCUGAAGGGUUUUCCGAAAAAUCUUUAUCUAAAGAGGAAUUACGCAGUGACUCAACGAAUGAUACAUUUUAUAUUUUCCAAAAAAACUUUCAUCCUAACGAGUCCACUGAUAAUGAUGAUGAUGAAACAACUAAUUAA
Leptopilina heterotoma is the source of this 370-nucleotide messenger RNA. RefSeq lists its product as uncharacterized. The record is from RefSeq and is a predicted model, not a curated record. Bases 5 to 370 code for a protein of 121 amino acids. The transcript has 2 exons. NCBI's taxonomy places the organism in Eukaryota, Metazoa, Arthropoda, Insecta, Hymenoptera, Figitidae.